This is a messenger RNA of Misgurnus anguillicaudatus (oriental weatherfish), 1702 nucleotides long. The record is from RefSeq and is a predicted model, not a curated record. NCBI's taxonomy places the organism in Eukaryota, Metazoa, Chordata, Actinopteri, Cypriniformes, Cobitidae.
UCACCACGUAGCGUGCAGGAAAAGGAAAAAAGACCUGCGGAGUCCAUGUUAAGCUAAACACCGGAAUGUUACAACAGCUACUUAACUAAUUGCUAACUAAGUACUUUAACUCUUUUUAUAACCAAUUGAUUUUAUAAAUAUUACGAUAUGUCUGCAUCUGCUGUGUUCGUGCUGGAUCUUAAAGGAAAGGUGCUGAUUUUCCGCAACUACAAAGGUGAUGUGGACAUGUCUGAGAUCGACCACUUCUUCACUCUGUUAAUGCAACAGGAAGAGGAGGGGCUUCUCUGUCCUGUGAUGUCACAUGGCAACGUUCACUUCCUGUGGAUCAAGCACAACAAUCUUUACCUGGUGGCUACCACAAACAAGAACUCAAACGCUUCUUUGGUUUACGCCUUCCUGUACAAGCUGGUGGAGGUCUUCACUGAGUACUUCAAGGAGUUGGAGGAGGAGAGCAUUCAGGAUAACUUUGUGGUGGUGUACGAGCUGCUGGAUGAACUUAUGGACUUUGGAUUCCCGCAGACGACAGACAGCAAGAUUCUUCAGGAGUACAUCACACAGGAGGGCAACAAGCUUGAGGUGGCAAAAACCAAAGUGCCCACCACAGUGACUAAUGCUGUGUCCUGGAGGUCAGAGGGCAUCAAAUACAAGAAGAAUGAAGUCUUUAUAGAUGUCAUUGAGUCCAUUAAUGUUCUGGUGAAUGCUAAUGGCAGUGUUAUGAGCAGUGAUAUUGUUGGCAGUAUUAAACUGAAGACAAUGCUGUCAGGAAUGCCUGAGCUCAGGUUGGGUCUGAAUGAUCGCGUGCUAUUCGCUCUCACCGGCCGAGAUAAAGGAAAGACCGUUUCCAUUGAGGAUGUAAAGUUUCACCAGUGUGUUCGUCUGUCUCGCUUCGAGAGCGAUCGAACCAUAUCCUUCAUUCCACCUGACGGAGAAUCCGAGCUAAUGUCGUACCGUAUCAACACACAUGUAAAGCCGCUCAUCUGGAUUGAGUCUGUUAUAGAGAAGUUCUCUCACAGUCGGGUGGAGAUUAUGGUGAAGGCUAAAGGGCAGUUUAAAAAACAGUCUGUAGCCAAUAAUGUUGAGGUUAGGGUUCCUGUGCCAAGUGAUGCAGACUCUCCCAAGUUCAAAACCAGCACAGGUCACGCCAAAUAUGUUCCUGAGAAGAACCUUGUUGUGUGGAGCAUCAAAUCUUUCCCAGGAGGCAAGGAGUUUCUGAUGCGCGCCCACUUCGGUCUGCCAAGUGUGGAAAAUGAUGAGAUGGAGGGAAGGCCUCCCAUCACUGUCAAGUUCGAGAUCCCAUAUUUCACAGUGUCGGGCAUACAGGUUCGAUACAUGAAGAUUAUUGAGAAGAGUGGGUAUCAAGCGCUGCCGUGGGUUCGCUAUAUCACACAGAGCGGAGAUUACCAGCUGAGGACAACCAGCUAAUGUGAGCUGCAAUGUUUUGGCAUUCACACAGUUAUGAAAAAGAGAAAUGCACAUCAAAAAGUUUUUUGUUGGGGGGGGGGUAAUCUAUGCAAUGUUUCUAUCCAUAUUACUAAUAGAGUUUAUUCUGUAAGGAAAAGUAAUUACUUUAUUAAUUCUGAUGCUAAAUAUAAGCAUACCCAACAUUUCAGUCAAUAUUAAUUUUUACUCGUUUUUAAGAUUUUUGCUCCAAAAUGAUGGAAAAUGUUGUACUUUAAUAUCGCAAUAAAUGUAUUUAAAAGUA